Molecule: messenger RNA, 1632 nt
Organism: Dryobates pubescens (Downy woodpecker)
Lineage: Eukaryota; Metazoa; Chordata; Aves; Piciformes; Picidae
Gene: FAM221A
Product: family with sequence similarity 221 member A
Exons: 7
Coding region: 45-935 (296 amino acids)
Source: RefSeq, a predicted model, not a curated record
UCCCAGCGCCCUGCCCACGGGAGGCCCAGCGGCGGUGGGGCAAGAUGGAACAACGGCAGGUGAACGCGGCGGCCGUAGAGGAGUACGCGGUGUACCGGCGGAUUGUUGGUGAUGAUGAUGGAGGAAAGCUCUUUACACCUGAGGAGUACGAAGAGUACAAAAGAAAAGUAUUGCCAGUUCGGUUACAGAACAGGUUGUAUGUGAGCUGGAGAUCACCAACUGGCAUGGACUGCAAGCUGGUGGGACCAGAGACACUGUGCUUUUGUACUCACCGGUAUAAACAACACAAAACGGACUAUGAAGUGCUUCCCAAAGACCGUCCUAUUCGUGUGCCUUGCAGAGUUAGCUGUUGUCCAUGCCAGUCCUAUCACUAUGUCCCUCUAAAUGGCACACAGCCCAUCCGCUGCCGAUGCAAACACUUUGCUGAUCAGCACAGUGCAGCACCUGGAUUUUCAUGUAACUCUUGUUCCAAGUGCUCAGGCUUUCAUAGCUGCUUUACCUGUGCGUGUGGUCAGCCAGCAUACACCCAUGAAACAGUUGUGGAAACUAAACAAGAGCGCUUAGCCCAAGGAAAGCCUGUGGGGCAGGAUGUUCCUUAUGCUGCUAUGGGAGGACUGACGGGUUUUAGUUCACUAGCAGAAGGCUACAUGAGACUUGAUGACAGCGGAAUAGGGGCUCCUUCAGCUGAACUCCUAGAAUCGCCUGUUACUGGCACGGAUCAUCCAUUUUUACGAGCAUUCGCGGGACCUUCUAGUUCUGCCCCAACCAUCUCUCAGAUAACAGGUGGUUCUAGUGCCACAAGGCAUAUUUCUCAUGGAAAGCAUGCAGAAGAUGAUGACAUGGCUUACUUUGAAAAAGGUCAUCCAGAACAACUGAAAAAGGAGAAGGCGGCUAAAUUGAAAGAAAAAAGUCCAGUGGCAUCAAAGAAGCCAUGAGAUUAAUAAAGAGAUAUUAUUUGGCACAGGAUUAAUUGUUGUAUUGAAGAGUGUUUUCUUUUCAGUGCAUACAUGUGCACUUUCCUUUAUUUUUUUCUGUUGUUUUGGUCUGUUGCUGAAAUGAAUUUUUGAUUAUCUUGUAAUAAGAUUGGUACUGAAUGCAUUUCUAAUCUCCAGAAUUAUUACAUAUGUAUUCCUUUGAGAAUGGAAAAUCAUAUUUAGAGAUUUACAGAACUGUUAUUUAAGCUCUGAAAGAACAACCAUGUAUUCAAAUAUUACAUUGUAGUAGGGCAAAGAAAGUAUGUGUCUUACUCUUAGUCUUUUAUGAUGCACUUUAUUUUUAGAGUCCCUGGAACUCAUCUCUGUAUGGAUUUUUACUUGGUGGGAUUUGUCCCAUUAUACUGAUGUUUUAAUCUAUAUUUUUUUUUCUCCUGUUGGUUUCAUUGCCUUUACAUGAAAUUCAAACAUACCCUUCUCUCAUGCUUCUCUAGGCUCUGCUAUUGCCAAUGUAAAAUAUUUUUCACAUGUGAAAUUCUAUAUGCUUGUAAACCCAUUUCCACUUGUACUUACUAGCUUCUUGAAGGGAUCCUGCUUGUAAAUUUUAUCCCAGAUUUCCCUAGUGAUGCCGUUCUCCCAGUUCUAUUAGUGUGAUACUGUCCAUGGCAGCAAUUCCACUACAGUAAACUCCUGAAAACAU